GAAUAAUUAUAAAAAUGUUUGCAAGAGGAUUCCUCAGAAGCCAAAAGGCUUCCAGCUCUUGGACAACUCUAACUGCCUCUCUGAGACAGCUUAGCAGUAAGCCUACAGUCCAUAGGCUUCGACCAGGCCAGUAUAAACUACCUAAACUCAAGCCAAAGCUAGAGUUUACUGGGAAAUAUACUUAUGGAUUUAAAGGUAAUUGGAUCAGCACUGUCAACUUAGAAUAUACGAAGCAGUUAGAAAAUGGAGCACAGGAGUUCGAGGCUGUCUCUCGACCCUUCUUUAUCGACAAAAACUCCAAGAAGUAUAAGGUGAAGCACCUCGAUGAGGUUUAUGGGGGAGUAGAUGUAAUAGCUGUCUCAGAAUGCCCAAAAUCAAAUCAAAAAAUUGUUCUUUUAGAAGUAAUUUAUCGAAUCCCAACUCAAAGAUAUGUAAUAUCCUUCCCAGCUGGAUUCCAAGACAGUCUAGAUGAACCGUCAACAGAGACUGCAUUGAGAGAGCUCAAGGAAGAAACUGGAUAUGUAGGCCAUAACCCAAGAGAAGCCUACAGACACUGGACUGAUCCAUGGAAAAGCUGAGACAGAUGUGCUCUUGUCUAUGUAGAUAUUGACCUAUCCUCUGAAGAAAAUCUUAAUGUUGAUCAGAAGCCAGAUUAUUUUGAAGACAUAACCCCAUUCUGGGUACCAGUCAAAGAUCUUAAGAACACGCUUAUUAAUAUUAGCAAAGAAAAUAAUUUUGAUAUUGAUGGAAGAGUUCAUACCUGGGCAGAAGGAAUUGAAUUCGCUUCAAAGUUAUAA
Molecule: messenger RNA, 797 nt
Organism: Moneuplotes crassus
Lineage: Eukaryota; Ciliophora; Spirotrichea; Euplotida; Euplotidae
Source: the annotation of a GenBank genome assembly